This is a messenger RNA of Serendipita indica DSM 11827, 2352 nucleotides long. NCBI's taxonomy places the organism in Eukaryota, Fungi, Basidiomycota, Agaricomycetes, Sebacinales, Serendipitaceae. The record is from the annotation of a GenBank genome assembly.
AUGCGGGCUGAAGGUAGUAUCAGGCGGUAUGCACAAGGUCCUCCUGGUGGAGGAUUCCCUGGAGGUCUGCAGUUUGGCAUGGACAAGAUGGAAAAGGGCCAGGCUUUGAAAGAAUUCAGUGUUGAUUUGACAGACCUCGCUCGCCAAGGAAAGCUAGACCCAACAAUUGGACGCGACGAAGAAAUACGAAGAACUAUCCAAAUUCUGUCAAGGCGAACCAAGUCCAAUCCCGUGCUGCUCGGUCCCCCAGGUGUCGGUAAAACGGCUAUUUUGGAAGGUCUCGCUUCUAGAAUCAUCGCCAAAGAGGUUCCAGAGUCUCUUCAAUCAAAGCGCGUUCUCUCACUGGACCUCGCAGCGUUACUUGCGGGUACAGGAAUCCGAGGCCAGUUCGAGGAAAAGUUCAAGGCUCUUCUUCGAGACAUUGAGGCGGAACAAGGAGGUGUAAUUUGCUUUAUUGACGAGCUUCACACACUUCUCAAUCUCGGCAAAGCUGAGGGCAGCGUGGAUGCGGGCCAAAUGAUCAAGCCAGCUCUUGCGCGAGGAUUGCAACUGGUUGGCGCUACGACACCGGACGAAUAUCGUAAGACUAUUGCAAAGGACCCUGCUCUGGAUAGACGCUUCCAACCCGUCACAAUUGAAGAGCCAACAGUAGAAAGCACCAUCAGUAUUCUUAGAGGUCUGAAGACUCGCUACGAGGUUCAUCACGGUGUCGAGAUAUCAGAUGCGGCACUAGUGACUGCAGCAGUGUACAGUGCUCGUUAUAUCAGCGACCGCUUCCUGCCAGACAAAGCAAUAGACUUGGUCGACGAGGCGGCUUCCGCUCUUAGGAUCGCUCAAGAAUCGAAGCCCGACGAACUCGAGGCACUCGACCGUGAUAUGAUCACGCUGCAGAUCGAACUUGAGAGUCUCAAGAACGAAUCAGACGUAAUGAGCGUUGAACGAAGAGCCAAAGUAGAAGCAUCUCUGAAUCGAAAGAAGAAAAAGGCUGAUCGUCUAAGUGCAUUGUGGCAUGCUGAGCGUCAGCGAAUGGAAUCCAACAAGCGCACUAAACAACAGCUCGAAGAAGCGAAAUAUGCUCUAGAAGUUGCUCAGCGUGAAGGAAAUUAUGAGCGUGCUUCCCAGCUUCGUUUCCAGACCAUUCCUGAAUUGGAGGCCAAGCUUCCGCACGAAGAAAGCGAUGGUGCGACCUUGGGUCAAGAUGACUCCAUGUCCGGACCGAUGGUUCAUGAGAGAGUAACGAGCAGCGAUAUUGCUCGAGUGGUCGCAAAAGCGACCGGUAUUCCGGUUCAGAAUCUCCUCAAAGGAGAAAAAGAGAAACUUAUUCAAAUGGAGGACUCUCUUAGAAUGAGAGUCGUCGGGCAAGAUCACGUAUUGGCCGCAGUCAGUGACGCUGUGCGUAUCUCCCGAGCCAACUUGCAAACGCCAACUCGACCUGUGGCGUCGUUCCUCUUCCUCGGGCCUACUGGGGUCGGCAAGACCGAACUGUGUAAGGCGCUGGCCAGUUUCCUGUUCAGUGACGAGCAGCGAGGACUGGUUACCAUCAACAUGAGCGAAUAUCACGAUCGGUACACCGUGUCUCGGCUCAUCGGUGCAGCACCAGGUCUCGUUGGAUACGAGGAAGGAGGGCAACUUACGGAGGCCAUUCGUCGCCGUCCAUAUGCGGUGCUAUUGCUGGAUGAGAUCGAAAAGGCACAUAGAGAUGUCAUUAUGAUUCUCUUGCAAAUUCUGGAUGAGGGCCAGCUCACAGAUAGCCAAGGGCGACGUGUUGACUUUAGGAAUACGAUCAUAUGCCUAACCUCAAACCUCGGCAGUGAUGUACUCGCCGACCCUUCUGCAUCGGAUUCAAGCGGAAAGGUAACUCCCGAUGCACAAAAGGCUGUUCUGGACCGCGUAGCAGAGGUAUUCCCCCCAGAGCUGAUCAACCGGCUCGACUCGCAAGUUGUCUUCAAUAAACUCUCACGGGAAUCAAUUCUGAAGAUUGUGUCCUUGCGUCUCAAUGACGUCGCAGAGCGUGUUAAGGACCGUCGCAUCACCCUCGAGGUAUCCGACUCUGCACGCGAGUGGCUCGCCGACGAAGGGUGGUCUGAUAUCUACGGCGCGCGUGCUGUCGCUCGAGUCGUCCGGACAAAGCUCAUGUUCCCAUUGGCGAAGAAAUUGCUUGCGGGAACGAUCCGGGAUGGCGACGUUGUCAAUGUUCACCAUGUUCCGGGGGACGCAGAACUUACGAUUCAGGACAACCACCCACCUACGACUAUUCCUGGAAAGUCUUCGGGCAAGGGAACGCCUCUCAAAUUCUCCGAGGACGACGAUUUCGAGGACGGAUUUUUCUUUUCGUCAAAAACUGCGCCGUAG